GUUAAGAGGGAGUGAGACUGUGAGAGUGAAUAAGGUGGGGUUUUGUUUUCCUUCUUUUCGCUACUCUCUCUCUCUCUCUCUCUCCAUCUCUGUAUUCUCUGCUUCUUUUUGUUGUCUUAACUUAAUUUCGAGGUUCGCAGCUGCUGCUGCUGUCAAUGGCGGCUGUUGCAGAGAGAUUAAGAGAGUAGGGCAUGACUUGUAGGGCUGUAAAUUCCGUGUCUUCAAUGUCGUCUCUAUGUUUAUAGCUCUGCCUCCGGAAAGAAAAAGAGAAUUGAAUUUAAUGGAAUUUUCAAGAAAAGAGACUCAAUUCUAAAUCAAACCCAUCCACCCAAAUACAAAAAAAGAACAAGUAGAAGAAGAGAAGAAAAUCAUAUAUCAUCACAAGAGAAGAGACGUGUGUUUGUUCCUCUCUCUCUCUCUCUCUCUCUAAAAAAGCUGCUGCUGCUGCUGUAAAAACAAAAACCAAUUCCCAUCUCUCUCUCCCUACACUCACUCACAAUCACAAAAACAAACAAAACAAAACAAACCCACCACCUCUCUGUGAACAUCUACGACUAGUAGAGUAGACUGCACAGCAAGAAAAAAAACAAAACAAAACCUAAAUUCACUAAAUCUAUCAGACACCCCAAAUCUAUCCAUUUCCUUGUUAUUCUUCUUCUUCUUUCUUCCAUAACCAAGUAACAGCUAGCAUUUCUUGAUAAACUGAGAGAAAAGAGAGAGGGUAUAGUUCUGAUAUGGAUUUGAUUGUCUUAAAAUUGAGGUUUUGCUCAGCUAAUUGUUCUAAACAAUGGCUGGGUUCUCACUAGGAAGAUCAUCAGCAAGAAACCAAUCUCAAGAAAUCCCACCAGAAACAUUAUUUCUUUACAGAAGUGGAGAAAUUCCUUCAUCAACAUACAACAACAGCAGCAAGGGUUUUGAGUUAUGGCAAGAACACAACCAGCAUCAAAAUAUAUACGCAUCCUCCUCCGUAGCUUUAGAAGUGGGACUAGCUAGUGGUAAUAGAAGAUCCAACGUCUCAGAUGAGUUUUCGAAUAGAGCGGGAACAACUAUGAUGAUGAGACAAGGAGGAGGAGAAGGAAGUGGAGACCGAGGAGGAACAACUAGUUGUCAGGAUUGUGGAAAUCAAGCUAAGAAAGAUUGUACACAUAUGAGAUGUAGAACUUGUUGUAAAAGUAGAGGGUUUCAUUGCCCUACUCAUGUUAAAAGCACUUGGGUUCCUGCUUCUAGAAGAAGAGAAAGACAGCAGCAAUUUUCUUCCAUUCAUCAAGGAGGAAGAAGUGAUAGAGAUGAAAGAGUUGUUGUAGUUUUAGACAGAGAUCAUAUUUCUACUACUAAUACUUCGAAAAGACCAAGAGAAUCUCAUCGCUUACCUGCUACAAACACGACUGGGUUAGAAGUGGGGAACGUAUUUCCAGCAGAAGUGAAUUCAGCAGCAACAUUUAGAUGUGUAAGAGUGAGCGCAAUGGACGAAGCUGAAGAACAAUAUGCAUAUCAAACAGCUGUUAAUAUUGGUGGUCAUGUUUUUAAGGGCAUUCUGUAUGAUCAAGGUCCUGAAUCUCAUUACGCACAUCAUCAUGGCGGCGAAACAUCAACUUCGGGUGCUGGUGGUAGCGAAAGUGGGGGUGCUGGUACAGGUGGCGGUGCAAUCACUUCAUCAGGCCGUAAUUUUAUUACGGCACCACAUAACCAUCCUCAUAUGCAGCAACAGCAACAACAACCGAGUAGCAGUAGUGCUACUACUUCCGGUGCAGCCGCAUUACUUGUUGAUCCUUCUUCAAUGUACCCUGGGACUCCGUUCAACACAUUCGUGGCCGGUACGCAAUUCUUUCCCCACCCAAGAUCAUAAUACUACACGACCAAAAGAGAAAUCCCAAUUUUUAUCAGUCAAUCUAGAAUUCCUUGCAUUCUCUCUUUCUCUAACAAAAUCUUUGAUCAUCACGUUUCUCUGCCUAAAUUUACUAUUAUUGUUGUUGUUAGUUAGUUAGUUAGUUAGUAGAACUAGUAAUCCUCCUCCUGAUUAACUACAUUAAUGAGUUGGUUCUUUGAAAAGAGAAACUAGUAUAAAGAAAAUGGUGAUGUGUGUGUUAAUUGUAAGUUAAAAUAGUUAAUUAAUUAUGAAAUUUAUUCAUCCUUGAAUUAGUACUACAUUUUUUUGUUGUUGAAA
Papaver somniferum (opium poppy) is the source of this 2164-nucleotide messenger RNA. Its product is annotated as protein SHI RELATED SEQUENCE 1-like. The record is from RefSeq and is a predicted model, not a curated record. Bases 788 to 1846 code for a protein of 352 amino acids. The transcript is spliced from 2 exons. Gene Ontology annotation, molecular function: DNA-binding transcription factor activity; DNA binding. Gene Ontology annotation, biological process: positive regulation of DNA-templated transcription. Gene Ontology annotation, cellular component: nucleus. NCBI's taxonomy places the organism in Eukaryota, Viridiplantae, Streptophyta, Magnoliopsida, Ranunculales, Papaveraceae.